AUCGAAAAAAGUCAGUCCUCUUUCUUUGGUAGCGGUGCUUGUUUUAAACAUUUUUGGUGAUUUUUUGCAGAAAUAGUGAUCAAAAAUGGUGUCGUUGAAUCCAGUCCGUAUCCUGAAAAAUGAAGCCGAAGAGGAGAAGGGUGAAAUUGCCCGUUUGUCGUCGUUCGUGGGAGCGAUAGCCAUCGGCGAUCUCGUCAAGAGCACACUAGGCCCCAAAGGAAUGGACAAAAUUUUGGUGGCUCACGGUCGAAGCGCUGGCCAGGUUGAGGUCACCAACGACGGUGCCACAAUUCUGAAAGCUGUCGGAGUGGAUAACCCUGCGGCGAAAAUUUUAGUAGACAUGAGUCGUGUUCAGGACGAUGAAGUGGGUGACGGUACUACUUCGGUAACGGUUCUAGCAUCCGAGUUGCUGCGGGAGGCGGAGAAGCUAAUUGAAAAGAAACUGCACCCGCAGACGAUCAUCGCUGGCUGGCGUGCUGCCACUAAGGCUGCACGAGAGGCCCUGAUUGCAGCGGCUCAGGACAAUUCGCAAAAUGCGGAACGAUUCCGGGAGGAUCUGCUGAACAUUGCUCGAACCACGCUCAGUUCGAAGAUUUUAUCGCAGCACAAGGAGCACUUCUCGAAGCUGGCCGUCGAUGCCGUGCUGCGCUUGAAAGGAUCCGGCGAGUUGACCGCGAUUCAGCGCAUUAAGAAAACCGGUGGCUGUUUGGAGGAUUCCUUCCUGGAUGAAGGUUUUCUGCUGGAUAAGAAACCGGGUGUUCAUCAGCCAAAGCGGGUUGAGAACGCGAAGAUAUUGAUUGCCAAUACACCGAUGGAUACCGAUAAGAUUAAGGUGUUCGGAUCGAGCAUUAAGGUGGAUUCGAUGUCGAAAAUUGCUGAAUUGGAGGUGGCUGAGAAAGAAAAAAUGAAAGAUAAGGUUAAUAAGAUUUUGAGCCACAAUUGUAGCGUUUUUAUUAAUCGGCAGUUGAUUUAUAACUAUCCGGAGCAACUGUUUGCCGACGCUGGUGUAAUGGCUAUCGAGCACGCUGAUUUUGACGGAAUCGAACGUUUGGCGCUGGUGACCGGUGGGGAGAUUGUGUCCACUUUCGACAAUCCGGAUAUGGUAAAGCUGGGCCGCUGUGAUCUGAUUGAGCAGGUGAUGAUUGGUGAGGAUACUCUGCUUCGCUUCAGUGGGGUUCCGUUGGGAGAAGCUUGUACGAUCGUCAUUCGAGGCGCUACUCAGCAGAUUAUCGAUGAAGCUGAACGUUCACUGCAUGAUGCGUUAUGUGUGCUGGCUGCAACCGUUAAAGAAUCCCGAAUUGUGUAUGGAGGUGGCUGUUCGGAAACGCUGAUGGCUACAGCUGUUUUCAAACUAGCAGCAGAAACGCCCGGCAAGGAAGCAAUGGCUAUUGAAUCAUUCGGUCGUGCACUGCUUCAACUUCCAACAACUAUUGCCGACAAUGCGGGUUACGAUUCAGCGCAGCUUAUUUCAGAACUACGGGCCGGUCAUUCGCAAGGUAAAGCCUCGCUAGGAUUGAACAUGUACGAGGGUAAGGUAGGCUGCAUGAAGGAGCUCGGAAUCACCGAAUCGUUCGCCGUCAAGCGACAGGUGCUCCUGUCCGCAUCGGAGGCGGCCGAGAUGAUACUGCGCGUGGACAACAUUAUCAAGAGCGCUCCCAGGAAACGUGUGCCGGAUCGUGGCUACUGCUAAACACCAAUUCUCAUACAUUUCCUCAUUUUUGCUUAUGCCUUAAAUAUUUAGUUGGUAACCUCCUUGACACCUAAAUAACGAUUUUGCUUCGAAUCACCGUUGCUAUAACUUAUCAUUCAUAACGCACUAUUACACUCGCGACGUUGGGUCGUCUCAGCUCGAAAUGCUAGCCGUUUCGGUCGAUUAACAUGCCUAUACUAAUCCUUUUUUCCAAUAAAUUGAAAAA
This is a messenger RNA of Sabethes cyaneus, 1916 nucleotides long. RefSeq names its product T-complex protein 1 subunit beta (gene CCT2). Lineage: Eukaryota; Metazoa; Arthropoda; Insecta; Diptera; Culicidae. The transcript has 3 exons. Gene Ontology annotation, molecular function: ATP binding; ATP hydrolysis activity; ATP-dependent protein folding chaperone. Bases 86 to 1690 code for a protein of 534 amino acids. Gene Ontology annotation, biological process: protein folding. The record is from RefSeq and is a predicted model, not a curated record. Gene Ontology annotation, cellular component: cytosol; chaperonin-containing T-complex.